AUGACAUCACAGGCAAGAAUCGAAGGGAGACUGGCACCCACAGCAGUUUAUCUGGCCAGGCUCCUUGUCGAAAUCUGCAUCCAAGAAUUGUAUGGUGUAUCUCUGCUGGUGGCACUUAUGUAUUUGUCCGACUGUGCGCAAACUUUCUCUUCUGCUGUACUUUCGUAUUGCAGGAAAUUCACGAGUUCUGUCAUUUUGUUGCCCACAGCCCGUAUUCUUGACAGGUCUGAAAUAGGCCGACAGCAACAGGCUCACACUAGCGGCAUUGAACUGCAAGCCUGCAAGUGCUUGGGUGCCUGCAAACCAAAUGCUCGAGUCACACGGCAGUGUGUCAUGCAUUGCCAGUGCAGUGAGAGCCACUGUGCCCAACAACACCUUGCAGACUCAAAGGCUUUGAGUUUUGUCGCUCAGAGACAGAAAUUAAUAAAGCAUGCACACUGCGGGGCACAGGGGAUUGAAAACAAGCAGCUGGCAAUUGGAGUGCUGUGA
Messenger RNA from Ostreobium quekettii, 489 nucleotides. The record is from the annotation of a GenBank genome assembly. Lineage: Eukaryota; Viridiplantae; Chlorophyta; Ulvophyceae; Bryopsidales; Ostreobiaceae.